This is a messenger RNA of Candidozyma haemuli, 858 nucleotides long. RefSeq names its product Mia40p (gene MIA40). Gene Ontology annotation, molecular function: protein-disulfide reductase activity. The coding region runs from base 1 to 858 and encodes 285 amino acids. Gene Ontology annotation, cellular component: mitochondrial intermembrane space. Gene Ontology annotation, biological process: protein import into mitochondrial intermembrane space. The transcript has a single exon. The record is from RefSeq and is a predicted model, not a curated record. Lineage: Eukaryota; Fungi; Ascomycota; Pichiomycetes; Serinales; Metschnikowiaceae.
AUGUUUAGAACAGUCUUUUCUACUUCCUUGCGCCAAGGUGCCAUUCUUUCGAGAAGAUUUGCCUCCAGUGGGUCCCGCACUAGCUCGGCUUCGAGAAUCGGCCUCGCACCAAGACUCGCCGCUGGUGCUUCUCUCUUGACCGUGGCUGUUCUUUACCCAUUAAAUCAGAUUCUGAAUGACGUUAAGGAACAGGCUGAGGAUGUUUUGCAAGAAGCUUCCGAACAGGCUGUGAAGAAGGAGCUCAAGGUCGCCGCGGAUGAGUCUAAGACCGAAGGCCUGAAAGUCGAAGAAGAAGUUGCUGGCGCUACGCAGACCGAGGGUGAGGGUGAGCCAGAGCAAGGCCAGGCUGCCUUCAAUCCAGAGACUGGUGAAAUCAACUGGGACUGUCCAUGUCUCGGUGGCAUGGCUCAUGGCCCAUGUGGAGAGGAGUUCAAAGAAGCAUUUGCUUGUUUCGUUUAUUCUGAAACUGAGCCAAAGGGCAUUGACUGUAUCAAGAAGUUUGAGGCCAUGAGAACCUGCUUCAAGCAGCAUCCUGAACACUAUAAGGAAGAGCUCUAUGAGGAUGAAGAAGUCCCAAGCGUUGAUAAGGACUCUAGCGAGUCUGGCGUUGACGCUGCCACCACUGCCGCUACCACUGCCGCUGUUUCCACUGCCGGUUCUCCUGGUGCUGCUACUACUGCUAUUCCUUCCGAGGGUCCUUCACAUGCAUCUUCUGCUGAGCCAUCUGCUGCUCCAGCCGAAGGCCAGAACGCUGCUCCAGUCGCCAGUGAAUCUACUCAGUUCCCAGCAAAGGGACCAUCUCACGCUGUUACGCAUGACGAAUCUCAAUCUCCACACAAAGAAGACUCUGAGCAAUGA